UUGGCGAAUAUCAUUCAUUGAUUUAAGCUGUUGUUGAUCGGCAACAUUUCCUGUGUUGUACGUGAGUCACCAUUAAAUCAUCUAAUAAUUGUUUGUCAUUCAACUCCAGAAAGAUGUGUGGCAGGAAGAUGUGUGGCUGUGUGACCAAGUAGGCGGCUAUGUUGUAAUCGUACGGGCUUGAGUGUGACAAGUGUUGGACUGGUACAGGGUUAAUAAUUAUCAAGUGUAUGGAGUGAACUAACUGUACAUAUCUCUGGUGUUACGUCAAUCAAAGAACGAAAACAUUUUCAACAGAAUUAAUUGACAAAGUAUUUUUGUCUUUCAAAAAUUGUUUAUUGUAUGGAAGUGUUUAAACAUUUUCUAUAAAAAACCAAGAUUAUAUAUCAAUCCGAUUGUGAAGAUCGUUGAUGCCUCAUUAUGGGGCUUUCGAGUGCAACAGUUACUUUGCUUGUGGCGUUGUCAGCAGGGCUGUACAUUUACGGGCCUGACAGGAUUCUAGAAAUGGUAGUAAACUUUCAGCCUACGCUGAUGGGGGUGACGAAGGCCCUGCUUGGAAUGGCAGGGGUGACGGCAAUGGCCGCCACCCUCUGUAACGUUCCUGUGUCAUGGUUCAUGUCAUCAGAGAGAGCCACGCUGAAUUACUUAGAAAAUGCCAGGGUACAAACUUUGGAUUCUCAGCCGAAGAACAUCACAGCUUCAGAGUUAUGGAAAAAGAACGGAGUGGUCAUGAUGGCGGUCAGACGGCCUGGAUGAUCCAUGUGCAGGGAGGAAGCCCUCGGGCUGUCCUCCUUGCUGAAUGACCUUGACACUCAUGGAGUGAAGUUGUAUGGUGUUGUACAUCAAACUCUGGGUGUAGAGGAUUUCCAGCCAUUUUUCAAAGGCCAAAUAUUCUUAGAUACGGAGAAAAUGUUUUACGGUCCAAAGCAAAGAUGGAUGCCGUUGUUUGGUUUAUUUCGUGUGAAUGUGAUACAGAAUAUCAUUCGAGUCUAUAGAAAGAAAAUUCCAGGGAACAUGGAAGGCGAGGGACGAUUAAUGGGAGGUGUGUUUGUGAUCGGGCCAGGUGACCAGGGCAUCCUCUACCAGCAUCAGGAGAAAGAGUUUGGAGAUCAUGCCAAUCUUGAAGAGGUUUUAUCGGCAGUCCGAAAGAUCAAAGUCCCACAAUCGAAUCUAUAGACUCCUUCAGAAAUAACCUUAAAUUUUGUAUUGAGGUAGAUUUAUUAUUUUACAAAUUAUAUGUGAUUCAUCCAGCACAGGCCCCUAAUGUGUUUCCAUUAUUUGUCAUUUACAUUUAGACUAUUAAUAGUGAAAUAUUUCUACCAACCGAUCAAAUACAAGAGAAAAUACUGCCAUUACUAUUUACAUUCACAGGGAUUUGGACCGAAUUUCCAACUCAUGGUCUAUAUACACAUGUAUAUGUAGGAUAUAUUUGGACUGUAGGUUGGAAAUUCAUGCCAAGUUCCUGUGCCAGGGCAGGAUUUGAAAGCUUUAAUAGAGAACAAGGUAAAAUCUGCCUAAAAAGAAUACGAGAAAAAGAAAUGAACCCUUAAUUGGCUAGCAAAGAUGCUGGGUUAUCUACCAACACAUUAAAUAUGUCUGGUUUUUGUGUGAGUUUUUCCGUUUUGUUGAGUUCGCUUGCUGCUUUACAUUGAUCAUACGACUCAUUCCUACACUGCCGGUUGUGUCCAACAUGAUAUUAUCUUUCCUGGUUUCAUUCUAUAGAUUGUGUUUGGUACCAACUUUUUGUGCAUACCCCAUAAAACCAAAUGAUUGUCCAGAUUUUUUGUAGCCAUUUUCGUGGUUGUUUAUACACCAUAACUUUACAUUAUGUAUAUCAUAAAUCUGUCUAGACCAGAUUCCCAUUAUGUAGUAUUAUGUAGUAUCAUAAAUUGGUCUAGAUCAGAUCCACAUUAUGUAGUAUUAUGUAUAUUAUAAAUCGGUCUAGACCAGAUUCCCAUUAUGUAGUAUUAUGUAUAUUAUAAAUCUGUCUAGACCAGAUUCACAUUAUGUAGUAUUAUGUAGUAUUAAGUAUAUUAUAAAUCUGUCUAGACCAAACCACGAAUCAUCUGAAAAUAUUUUUCUUAGAAUGAUAUUCAUCACUUUGGUAUGAGUAUGAUUUGGAAAGAUGUUUAUCUUUAACAAAACAAACAAUGAAAACUGUGUUCGUGGGCUUUAGAAAAUGUUUGUUAGAUCCUAGAUCCUUCGUCAAGCAAAGAGUGCGAUGAGAGUUGGUUUAACACCUGUUCACUAUACAGUGAUGGAAUGAACCCAGUGUGAGUGAUGUUAGAACAAGGGUCAUCAACAUAACAUGUUUACGGUUUUAAUUUAUUUAUAUAUAUGUAAAUUUUAGUCAACAAAGGAAGUUAAAGUGAUAAUUGUUUUGUUUAAGGUCCAUCGUCAGCUGGUACAGCCAAACAAAAAAUGCGACAUGCUCUUGCAUACGGAGAUCCAUCAAACAGUCGGAUAAAAUAACAAGUGUAAAUUGUUGAAUGAAUUGGUUGUCAACUGGAGCAAGUUGUCUGUGAAAAAACUCUUACAAUUCUGAACAGAAUUUUCAUUGAUGUGACAGGGACCACAAUAGCUCAGUCGGUUAAAGCACCAGUCACGUAACCUCAGGUGAAGAUCCGAGGUGGGUGGUUCGACGCUCCCUAUCCGUGUCAGUUUGUGUUUCAUGGGAAGCUGAGAAACAGGUCAGUCUGUGUUGUUGUGGUUGUGUCCUUAGGCAAGACACUGUACUUUUCUUGCUCCGGAUGGUAUGCGACUGGCCUCCUGUAUGUUGUUAAUUGAGGUAGUCACCAACUACUACAAGAAGCUCCCCCCCCCCCCCCCCCCCCCCCCCCUCAAAAUGACUCUGGCUGUUUACGGGGAGAUAAACACAGCAAAAAAAAAAAAAAAAAUCAUUUAUAUGACAUCUUAAUUUAGCAGUGAGGUAGUCACCAACUACUACAAGAAUCUCCUGCCUCCAAAUGAAUUUGGCUGUUCAUGGGGAGAUAAACCCAGCAAAAAAAAUCAUUUACAUGUAUAUGACAUCUUAAUUUAAACCUGUUGAACAUCCGUUCAGUUGUUAAUGUACGUGAUCACACCAAGGGAAAAUCGUGCUGGUGAAAGAUCUUUGUCACUGUUGAUUUUAACAAAUAUAAUCUUAAUAUGUCUCAAUAUUUAAUGUCCCAAAUAAGGAUGAAAUUUGUUACUUAAAAUAGAAUAGUUGUAUCCGCUGUCUAAAACCAAUUGGAGCAUAAGUGUUGAUAUGUUUUCGUGAAAUCCUAUCAUAUUGCAUUUGUAUAUACAUGUAAACUUCCUUUACAAUGUAAUUGUGUAAGUCAUUAAAUGAAAUAUUUUCCUGCGUUGAACUAAACCGUCAGGCUUCAUGAAAUCUUACACUGAAAUCUGAUAGUGUUGGAUGGAGAACCUCGCCUGAUGUUUAUCUCAAUGCUUGAAAAUAUUCUUUUAUUUUGAAUUGAAUGAAAAGGAUUGUUGCUUGAAAGAUAAAGAGAGGUUUGAAUGCUUGUGAUAUUUAUAAAUGUAAAAAAAAAUAAAUAAAGAUAGUCUUGUU
This is a messenger RNA of Pecten maximus, 3550 nucleotides long. Its product is annotated as peroxiredoxin-like 2A. The record is from RefSeq and is a predicted model, not a curated record. The transcript has 6 exons. Lineage: Eukaryota; Metazoa; Mollusca; Bivalvia; Pectinida; Pectinidae.